AUGAUUUCAUUGGAUGAAGAGGAAUGUGAUGAUAAUAAUAAUGAAGAUGGAGAUGGAUGUUCAAGGUUUUGUAAGAUUGAAACAGAUUAUCAAUGUAAAAAUUAUGAAUUCAGUUUCUCAUAAUGUACUUAUUCUAAAUAACCAAGAUUUUAUCUUUAAUUUAAAGAAGAAAGAGAUUAAAAAUAAUAUGUUUCAUUGUUAUUCACUUAAUAAGUUAAGAAUAAAAUUUAAGAUUAAUAUUCUAAAUAUAUAUAAAUGAAUAUUAUUGAUAUGGACAUUAAUAUUUAUAAAUUGAAUUUGAUAAUAAUUUAAGAACCUGUUGAUUAUCCUACAAUUGUUGAAUAUCUUAUAGAAAUUUAAAUAAAUUCUACUUUAAAUGAUCGUCCUUAUUUAGAGGUUACUUUAGAUGAAUAACUGUAUAAUUCAGAAGAUGCUACUCUUUUUAAUUUAUAUGAUAAAAUAUAAUUGAAAUAACCUAAGUAUAUUGAUGAUUAAAAAUAAGAAGCAGCUGCUACUUUAAAUCAGGCAAAUAAAUAUUUGAUGAAUUCUAUUGGAGGAAUUGGCAUAUUUGCAUUCUUUUUAGGAAAUUCAUUUAUAUUUUCAAGUAUACUAGAAGUAUUACAAUAAUAAUCUUAUUUAAGAUUUAUUAAUGUACAAUUUCCUUUUAAUUUAUUUAUAUAUUUUGAAUCAAGUAAUAUAAUAACUAUAUAACCUAUUUUAAAAUUCUUUAAAGUUGAUUCCAUUGCAACAUUAACAUUUGAUUCAACAUAUAUAGAAUCAUAUGAAAAGUUGAAAUAUUAUGAAAUUAAUGCUGAUCUUUUAACUAAUAUUUAAACUUAAGUUUUUCUCAUUACAGCAUUGAUUAUCAUUUAUUAUUCUUGUACCUUAAUCAUUUUUUUGAUUGACUCAAUUAUAAUCCAAUUUUUAUUUCUAAUUGGUAAAUUAGGAUAUAAAUUACUAUUUAAAAUAAGAAAAUUAUGUAGUAAUUAUUAAAAGGAAUUCAGAAAGGAAGGUGUUAAGGCAUUUUUAAUAGCAAAUUGUUGGGAUCUUCUUUUUACUUGUUUUUUGUAAUUAAAAUCUUCACAAUAUAAUACAACAAUUAGAUCUAUAAUUUGUUUAAUCUUAGCAUAUUUAAUAUUAUAUGGAUGUAUAUUAAUACUUAGAUAAUUUAUUUACAAAAAUUAAUUAAUUAAAUAUAGCUUAUUUAAUUAUUGGAUUUCAAAAAUGGAUCUAUUUUUAACAUUAAAAAAAUUGAUAUUCAUUUUCAUUUUAGUAUGUUUCUAAAAAAAUGAAUAAAUAUAAACAAUCUUAUUAACAUUUGUUUGUAAUUUAUAUCUUAGUUAUGCAAUUAAAUUUAAACCAGUCAAAAAUCAAUAAGACUUUUGUAAUUUAAUUAUGAUGGAAGGAAGUACUUUUAUUUUUACCUUAACAUCUGCCUUGUAUUGGACUUAGAUAUCAAAAAUAUUUGUUUAUGAGAAUUAAGUUUUACUUGGGUGGGUACAUAUAACAUUAUUGUUAUCUGUGUUAAUUGUGAAUCUUCUUCUUUAAGUAUUUGCUUUAUUUUUGUAAUUAAAAAUGUAAAACUAGAACAAAUAAAAAAAAUCAAAUUAACAGAAUGGAGUCCUCCCUCAUCCCUAUCCAUUAGCUAAUUUAAUGGAAUUUAAGUUGUGA
Messenger RNA from Paramecium pentaurelia, 1671 nucleotides. NCBI's taxonomy places the organism in Eukaryota, Ciliophora, Oligohymenophorea, Peniculida, Parameciidae. The record is from the annotation of a GenBank genome assembly.